Molecule: messenger RNA, 1251 nt
Organism: Ruditapes philippinarum (Manila clam)
Lineage: Eukaryota; Metazoa; Mollusca; Bivalvia; Venerida; Veneridae
Product: LDLR chaperone boca-like
Exons: 5
Coding region: 23-718 (231 amino acids)
Biological process (GO): protein folding
Source: RefSeq, a predicted model, not a curated record
CUUUUUUACUAAACACCGGAAGAUGGCGUGUACUUUCACUUUGCAAAAAUUUUAUUAUAUUUUGAUUUUGUGUAUAUUUGCAAGCAUCAUUAAUGGUGAAACAAAAGAUGAAAAUGUAAAAAAGCAAAAUGAAGAUAAAUGGAAGAAAAAAGACAUUCGAGAUUACUCUGAGGCUGAUCUGGAACGACUUUACGAUCAGUGGGAGGAUGCAGACGAGGACGAACUACCGGAAGAUGAAUUACCGGAGUGGAAACGAGAACCCCCGAAAGUGGACAUGUCCAAGUUGAACACUGCCGACCCAGAGGGCAUGCUGAAAGCUACAAAGAAAGGAAAGACUCUUAUGAUGUUUGCAUCUGUUUCUGGAAAUCCUACGCAAGACGAAACUGAAAAGGUGACACAAAUCUGGGCUGGAAGUCUUUUUAAUGCAAAUAUAGAAACUCAAAGGUACGUGGUAGGGGAGAAUCGUGUUAUCUUCAUGUUGAAGGAUGGAGCUAUGGCUUGGGAGGUUAAGGACUUUCUAGUCAAACAGGACCGAUGUGAAGAGGUGACAAUCGAGGGUAAAAGUUAUCCCGGAAAGGGUGCUUCAAAAGAUAAAAAGGAUUCAAAUAAAACCAAAGAUAAUAAAAAGGGCAAAAAGACAGAAAAAAGUAAAGGAAAGACCAAGUCAUCAGAUAAAAACGACAACAAAUCCAACAAUAAGAAGAAAACAGAAUUAUGAUGCCCAAGAUAUGAAUCUGAAGUAAAGUAUUAAAAUGAAGAAAAGUAAUUACAGAAAAGUGAAGCAGAGCAGGAAUUAAUUAUUGGUGCUAUAUUGAUAUAAAAUAUAUCAAAAAUUAAACUGCAAUAGAAAUAAUACCAUUUCCUCUUUUUGAGAUUCAUACAGGGCUUCCGUUAAUGGCAGUUUGGGAGUCAUUUACUCAUUGAUUUUAGCUUGUGACUUCAAAAAUAUAAUGCUUUUCCUUCUUUACCUAUAUAGUGUGACUUCCAAUGUCCUGACAUUUUGCAGUCUUUGAUUUUCAAAUUUUGGAACUCAGUGGAAGCCCUGUUCAUAUACAUGUAUGAAGGUUGCCAGAGGUAUUAUUUUUUCUUGAUUAAUAGACAGUAUUUUUCAGUUUCUGCUUCUUUGCAUCAGUGCUUUGAAAUGUCAACUUAUAUCAACAAAUUGCAAGAUGAACAACAUGUUUUCAGUGGAGUCUUUCCAAUGCCACCAUGAUUGUUGUUGAUAAUUCAUACGCUAACCAGGUGCUAAAU